AUGAUGUGGAAUCAUAGAGAAGGUUGGUUAUUUAUUAUAUUCAUCUAUGUGUUGUUGAUAUUAUUAUUAUCCAUUUUUCCUUUGAUGUGUUUUUCUGCAAACUUUGUUCCUAUAGAUAAUUACCUUAUAGAUUGUGGUUCACAUACAAAUACUUCUAUAGGAAAUCUCAAUUUCACUUCAGAUCAAUUCUAUAAGAAUUUUCUCUCCACACAAGAAGAUAUUCUUGCGAAUACUAGUUUGAAUUCUAUUAAUUCCAUUACUGGUUAUUCACCUCUUUAUCAAACUGCAAGAAUCUUCAAUUCACCUUCAAAGUAUAGUUUUCCUGUUAGCAAAAAGGGUAGGGUUUGGAUCCGGCUUCAUUUCUUUCCGUUUUCGUAUCAAAAUUACAAUCUUAGUGCUGCGAAUUUUGCGGUUAUGGCUCAAGACAUUGUGCUUGUUAGUAACUUUAGUGUGUUGGGGAGAAAUGGUGUUAUGAAGGAGUAUUUAGUGAAUGUGACCUUAGACACAGUUGUUGUAACGUUUGCCCCGUCGAAGAAUUCAACUGCUUUCGUGAAUGCGAUUGAAGUUGUUUCCAUGCCGGAUGAGUUAAUUGCCGAUGAUGCUAUCGCGUUGAGUCCGAGGAGAAGUUAUGAGGGGUUGUUGACACAGGCACUCGAGACGGUUUUCAGGGUUAACAUGGGUGGUCCGAGUGUUUCUUUUGGCGCUGAUCCGCUUCGUCGAACUUGGGUUCCUGAUGUAAGCUUUCUUAUACUGCCUAACCUUGCUAGAAAUUUUUCGAGUAUAGGUGCGGUUAAAUAUGUAAAAGGGGGACCAACGGAAAAUAUUGCUCCUGCUAGUGUUUAUGGUACUUUAACAGAGAUGAACUCGGAUAGUGAUCCGCGGAGCAAUUUCAAUGUGACAUGGAGGUUUGAUGUGGAGCCGGAAUUUCAAUAUCUUGUUCGACUUCACUUUUGUGAUAUUGUCAGUAAAAGUCUUAAUGAACUCUAUUUCAAUGUUUACAUUGAUUCUUUGUUAGCUGCAAAGGAUCUUGAUCUCAGUGGAAAGACUAAUAAUAUUUUGGCUACUCCUUAUUUUAUGGAUUUCGUUACACCAACGUCGGUCGACGAUAAAAUUCUUGUGAGUAUUGGCCCUUCUGAUGCAAAUAGUGAUUAUCCUAAUGCCAUUUUGAAUGGUGUUGAGAUCAUGAAAAUGAACAACUCUAAGAGCAGUCUCAGUGCAUCGACAGCCGUGUUUUUGACGAGUAAUCAUGGUUCGAAUUCUAAGAAAGUUGGCGUGAUAGUUGGUGUGAGUCUUGGGAUACUUUGCGUGGUGGUUGGAGUUUUCUUUGUAUUCUUCAUGAGAAGAAGACGGUUGGCACAACAAGGGCAUUCAAAGACAUGGGUUCCUUUAUCGAUCAACGACGGAACUUCUCACACAAUGGGAAGUAAAUAUUCAAACGCCACAACAGGAAGUGCUGCUUCGAACUUCGGGUAUCGCUUCCCGUUUGUGGCAGUUCAAGAGGCCACGAACAAUUUUGAUGAGAGUUGGGUUAUUGGCGUAGGUGGUUUUGGUAAGGUAUACAAAGGUGAACUAAAUGACGGAACUAAAGUUGCUUGUAAGAGGGGGAACCCUCGGUCACAUCAGGGACUUGCUGAAUUCCGAACCGAAAUAGAAAUGUUGUCCCAGUUCCGUCAUCGCCAUCUGGUAUCAUUGAUUGGAUAUUGUGAUGAAAGGAAUGAAAUGAUCUUGAUAUAUGAGUACAUGGAGAACGGAACUGUCAAGAGUCAUCUCUACGGCUCGGGUCUCCCCAGCUUAAGCUGGAAAGAGAGGCUCGAGAUAUGCAUCGGAGCAGCUAGGGGACUCCAUUACCUUCAUACCGGCUAUGCUAUGGCGGUUAUUCACCGCGAUGUAAAAUCUGCAAACAUCCUUCUUGAUGAGAACCUCAUGGCGAAAGUUGCCGAUUUCGGACUAUCAAAGAUCGGACCGGAAGUCGAUCAGACGCAUGUGAGCACGGCCGUCAAAGGGAGUUUUGGCUACCUUGAUCCGGAGUAUUUCAGAAGGCAGCAGUUAACAGAGAAAUCCGACGUGUAUUCAUUUGGGGUAGUUUUGUUUGAGGUUUUGUGUGCAAGACCUGUUAUAGAUCCAUCUCUUCCUAGAGAAAUGGUGAACUUAGCAGAAUGGUCGAUGAAAUGGCAGAAACGAGGAGAACUUGCGCGAAUCGUGGAUCCAACGCUUGAGGGGAAAAUCAGACCGGAUUCCCUAAGAAAAUUUGGAGAAACUGCUGAAAAAUGUUUGGCUGAUUUUGGUGUUGAUAGGCCUUCAAUGGGAGACGUAUUGUGGAAUCUGGAGUAUGCUCUUCAACUUCAAGAGGCUGUUGUUCAAGGCGAUCCUGAAGAAAACAGCACAAACAUGAUCGGUGAACUCUCUCCGCAAAUCAAUAACUUUGACCACGAAAAAAGUGUUUUGGUUGCGCAAUUUGAAGCUUCGAGUCUUGAUGAUCUUUCCGGUGUUUCAAUGAGUAAAGUAUUCUCUCAGUUGGUGAAAUCUGAGGGAAGGUGA
This is a messenger RNA of Lathyrus sativus (Indian pea), 2538 nucleotides long. NCBI's taxonomy places the organism in Eukaryota, Viridiplantae, Streptophyta, Magnoliopsida, Fabales, Fabaceae. The record is from the annotation of a GenBank genome assembly.